This is a messenger RNA of Cyclopterus lumpus (lumpfish), 1539 nucleotides long. RefSeq names its product FA complementation group F (gene fancf). Gene Ontology annotation, cellular component: Fanconi anaemia nuclear complex. NCBI's taxonomy places the organism in Eukaryota, Metazoa, Chordata, Actinopteri, Perciformes, Cyclopteridae. Gene Ontology annotation, biological process: interstrand cross-link repair. The transcript has 2 exons. The record is from RefSeq and is a predicted model, not a curated record. The coding region runs from base 103 to 1140 and encodes 345 amino acids.
AGCACUCAAGAACGCAUGCGCAGUAGUACAAGAGGAACAAACAGGCUGUCGGUGUCCACGAGUAAAGAAAAUACACAAUGAGCGUCCAGAGGACAGCGCCACAUGGAGGCGGUGCUGAAAAACUUGGCGAGCACGGCGGAGCUGCUGGCUGUGGCGGCGCGGAGCGGGGAGGUGGAGCGAUGGGAUAAACAAACUCUGACCAGAGCUUUUCAAUGGGCCCGGCAUUGCGAACACCUCUUCUCCAGGUUUCACAGUAACCCCGCGAUAAGGAUGUGUAUGGAGAAGCAGCUGCAGCUCACAAAUCAAGGUUUGCGAGCUGCCUUCGACGGGUACACUGAAGUGUCCUUCUCAGACCUCUCCCGGUGUCAGCACUUGUUGCUUGUUGGGCUGUUGAGAAACCCCGAGCUGCCCAUUUCCAUCAUGAAGAUACUGUUUGACACUACGAGUCCUGUAAACACCAAGCAGAGUGAGUGCCAGGACGUUACCGGCUUCUGCAGCCACAUCAUUCAAUGCAAAUCUGCUUGUAAAGUCCUGAGUCCUCUCACAGACUUGUCAGCUGUUGGUGCUGAUGCUGAGGUGCAGGCGGUGAUGCUGAUGGAGAGGUUGGAUGCUCUUCUGAGCCAAGAGAGUGAAGCCUGCCGAAUAGAACACAUUCUAGACUCUGUCCUCCGGGGAUUUGAAGGAGCACCAGGACAUUUCUGUCUCGUCAUCGCUGCAGCUUUGCUGACGAAGAAAAACUCAGCUGCACAAAGUGCUUCACAGGACUUUCUCUUGGACUGGCUGCAGAAAGAACAACGUGUGCUGCAGCACCUGUGUUCUGCUUUGCCUGCUACACUUAUUAUAGACCUGACCAAAAAACACCUGACAUUUAGAGAUGCAUACUGGGAUUUGCUGAAAAAGUGGGCAUCUGAUAUGGAGUACAGCAUAAGUGAGGGUGACUGGGUUCAAACCACAACAAACCCAACAGUGUCCUUCAACAGACUGACUGAGCACUUUCUGCGCUUGUGUGAGACCUGUCCCUCUCUGAGGAAGGAGGUAGAAAAAGAGCUAAAUGCUUUGAAAAUUUCAGACGGAGACUUUGAUGUCCAAGGUCUGAGUGUGUGGGCAGACCUCCUGUCAGCUUUAAACAAGUCAGUCUAAUUAUUUAGAGAACAAAGAAAUGCCAAAAUGUAGCCAAAUGUCUUAAGUCUUAAUAUCUUAAUGAAAUGUAUGACUAGGGCUAGCUAAUAAACCUCAGUGCUCUUUGUUACCAAAGAAAAUGUGUCCAUAGCGCAGAUUAUUGUAAACUGUGUCAAUGACUCAAAGCUGGAAAUCAGAUUCUUGCUCGGGUUUUCAUGUGAAAAAAGGUAUCGUAACGAAAUGCAGGUAUCAUAAAAGCAUUAGUAUCGAAAAACGUGCAAAAUACACAGAAAAGGCGCACAAAUCCUAAAUGUUGUCCUGUCGUUCACAGAUAUUUAUUUACCAUUAAAAUUCUUGAUGUUUGAUCCUGACACAAAUGUAAUUGCUGACGGCAUUCUAUAAAUGCUCACUUCAGUUGUU